AGUUUAAAUACAGGAUCUUUUUUUAAACCUCUUGCCUUAAGUUUUUAAAUGGAUAUAUGAUAUACCCGUACAUAUGGUAACAAGUGAAAAUUAAUGAUAAAAUGUGUUCUUUUCAAUGGUUGUAAUAUAAAUGUGCUUGUGACAGUUCUUUAUAGGAUGAAAUUAAAAUACAGAAUAGGAAGUGUUCAGACUGAUUAUAGAUCUAUGUUGAAUGAACUGGUGCAUACAUGUAUAUGAGAAUAAAUGAAUGAGGAUGUAUUUGGAAUCUGAAAAAAAUGCUCAGACAAUGUUCACCUUACAGGAAUCUGAAUAAGUGUGUUUAGUUCUAUAAGCAGGUGCACAUGUACUUAAUGGAAAUCUGAGAAAUUGUGUUUAGUUUUAUAAGCAGGUGCUCAAUAAUUGUACUUUAUGGGAAUCUGGAAACAAGUGUUUAGUUCUAUAAUCAAGUGCACGUGUACUUAAUGGGAAUCUAAAAACUGUUCAGUUACAUGAUAUAAGUAGGUACACAAAGUUGUGCACUUUUUAGGAAUCUGAGAAAUAGUGUUUAGUUCUAUAAGGAGGUGCACAUUAUACUUUAUGGAACUCUGAAAACAACUGUUAAAUUCUAUUAGCAGGUGCACAUGUACUUUAUGAGAUGAAAUACAUUAAAUCUGAAAAAAGUGUUCAGACAGAUAGAGGGGACAUGGUUUACUCUCAGUCAGCCAUGGAUAGAACUCAAUCUGGAGUAUCAACACGAACAAAUUACUACAGUAUACCAGAUGAAAGUCAUUCACAGUCACAGUCACUGUCGAGAGAAUGGGACCCACAGGGAGGAAAGAUGUCUCCUGCUCGGAGAACUUUCUGUUUGUUCACGACAUUUGAUCUUAUUCUAACUUUCAUUCUUUGGGUUAUAUAUACACAAUUGAUAGGGAAAACACCCAUUUGGAAGGCAUUUGAAGACCAAGUUUUCAACUACACUUUUCAGGCAUCAUUGUUUGAUACAGUGAUGAUUUCUACGGCUAGGUUUACAUUUAUUAUGCUGGCAUAUGCUCUUUUUAGAAUAAGUCACUGGUGGGUUAUAGCUAUAUCAACUAGUAUGACAUGUAUAUAUCUACUUUUUAAAUGUUUUUUGUUUGAGUUCAAUGAUUCUUUAUUAGGUGGAAAGAAUCCACUCAGUUAUAUAGUAUUAAUAGUGUGCUUUGUAUUGGCUUGGAUUGAAACGUGGAUGCUGGACUUCAAGGUUGUACCUACAGAAAAAAGAUUAAGACAUAGAACUCACCACUCGGACGAUGAAAGAGAACCAUUACUGUCCCACCAACGUUCAGACAGGUACUCAGUAGAAGAUACAAGGGAAUUUUAUUCACCUGUUAACACGCCUGAAGGAUCUGAAGAUGAAGGGGAUCAUCUUCAUGGAGUUCAACAUGGUCAUAGUACUCACCAUCACAACCAUCAUCACCAUCACCGCCGCCACCAUGACCAGAGUUCAAUCACGAGUAGUACCAGCAGAAAGGCAAGUGAUGCUUCACUGUAUAGUGUGACUAGUACCAUUAGUUCUGCGGAUGCAGAACACUACAAUCAAUUACUUGAUGAAGCAAAAUCGGCUCUUCUUGAAAUGAUUAGUAUGGAUGGGUGGAAAUUAGAAACGGGUAAAAAUCUGCAAGAAGGGAUUAUAUACAGUCAAAACAUCAAAAAAUUUGGCAGGAAAAUCUUCAAACUUCAGGGUGUAAUUGACAUGGCUCCACAUGAUCUCUGGCAAGAUAUGGUGAAUACCUUAAAUGACUCUCCGAAAUGGAACCCAACUAUACUGGAAAGUAGAACGCUUCAGGUAAUAGAUGACAAUACUGAAAUAACGUACAACAUAUCGGCUGAGGCUGCUGGCGGCCUCGUCUCGGCACGAGAUUUUAUAAAUGUUCGCCAAUGGCUGCAGAUAGAACCAGACAUGUAUAUAUCAUAUGGUAUAGGUUGUCCUCAUGCAGAUAUGCCUGUGCAGAAAAAAUAUGUGAGAGGAGAUAAUGGUCCCGGAGGUUGGGUAUUUGAGAGCGUGGAGAAUGAACCAGAUCGGUGCUUGUUUACGUGGAUAGUAAACACUAAUCUUAAGGGUUGGCUGCCGCAAGCUGCAAUAGACCAGGCCAUGUCAGGAGUUCUAGUGUCGUAUUUCAAAUUAUUAGUAGACCACUACAAAGAAAUAAUAGCUCAAAGAACUAAUGGAUUAUAGCCUCAUUAGAAACCCAGCCAGUACUGUAAACUGGUCUUUAGCUUUCUGUGAUAGGUCAAUUUAGAUCAAAGAUUUUAUUCACCACAUACACCAAAGGAGAAGUAUACAUGAUGAUAAUUAUAGUGUUGGCUGGAUGUUGUAUGGACAGAUGACUGCAUUCAUCAGUAUAUGUUGGAUAAUACUAUAUAUCCUCUGUUAACAACACUUCUAAGUUGGAAAUACAGAACAACACUAAUCGCUUGAAGUGGAAAGGACAUGAGCAAAACGUGCGACUUACGUAUGAUUUUAAGCAAUCCAGUCAUAGACAGUAUAAGUUUAAAUGGUCAGGGAUAACAUGAAUUAUUCAUGUCAGUGUUUCUUUGUAUCUUCCUACAGAAGCAAAAAAUCAUUAGACCUGUGAACUGAGGCCACCUUCUUUUAAUUAUAGCUAGAUUUAUUUCCUAACAUAUGCAUAAAGACCACCUGUGAACAGAAGCUACCCAGCUUUAAUUAUCACAGGAUUAAUUUCCUGCUUCAAAAAUGGCAGUUUUUUUCAACCGUUGCAUAAAGACCACCUGUAGACAGAGAGUAUUUCAUGACAGGUCUUUUAAUACAGGUUUGACUGUAUUACUUUGUGUUAACAACAUAAUCAAGUAGCAAUUCUUUUCAAAAAAAACAAAACAGGUAUACAGACCACCUUAAAUCUGAAUAAAAAACUCUUCGCUUUAAAGGCCACUUGAUGCUUUUUCAAUUUAAACCUUUAGGUAUAGACAAUUGCAAAUAAAAGCCACUCAAGGCUCUGUCAAGAAUGGCUUUUAUAUACAGGUUUCACUGUAUUUUCUAUCUAGUUGCUUGUAAGAUUUUAGAGAUUAAUAGUAUUCAUGUAGAUUAACAAAAUUGUUGUACUUCCAUUACCCAUCGCAUAGAUGGAAUUGUCUAUGAUCAUUAAAUUGUUUUUUGUCUGUUGUUGAAGAGAUUAGAAUAAAAAUAUUGUUCAGAUAUACAGAAUGGCUAUAGAUAAUUUCACAUUGUUUAUUGUGCCCUCCCUUCAAAGAAGAUGGGGGUAUAUUGUUUUGCUCAUGUUGUGUGAUUCAUCCGGUGUCGAUUUAUGAUCAGUAAUAAAAGAGUGCUUACCUGGCGAUAGCCUGCAGUCAGCAGAUGACUGACCACAUUGUUCUAGGGUCAAAGGUCUAGGUUAUAGUAACAUCGAGACUGAAAACAGUUUUUAGUAAUUAAUUAAAGAGAACGCUUGGACCUGCAGAUGCCAGAAACUCGUAGGAUGAUUACCUCAGGUCAGUAGAAGAUCUUAAAUUGAAAGAUCAUUAGGUCAGAUGUCAUGGACUCUGUGGCCUUUAGGCUGAAAACAUUUUUCCCACUUUGACAUACAUCAGUCAGCAUUCAUAAAAUUAUAUAUCCAGUGAAUAGUAGAUGAUCCCUCUUGUUCUAGAAUUCCUCUUGUGUCAGGAACAUUUGAUCAAAGGUCAAGGUCAAAGAAUGAUUCAGAGUGAAAAUUACAUGGAAAAAAGUUACUGCCAACAGAACAUUAUAUGGGGGGAGAGGGUUGUGUGAGGGGGCAUAAAUUAUGUGUUUUACAAAUUGGACAAAUUUCUGAGAUUCUCCACUCUUUGAUUGAACUUCUAGGCAAAGAUCAAUGAACAAAUUGUAUACAGAUUGUUUAUAGUUGACAUAUAUAUUAUAUUUCAUGCAUCACUGUUACAUUGUUUUUAUCUAUUACACUGUAUUCAUAGUGAUUUCAGGUGACUGUAUAGUUAUAUUUUGUUUAUAUCAGACUUGAUGUUUUAUUUCUUUUCAAAAAGUCACAACUGUCAGUUACUCUUAUCAAGUGUUCUUAGUUAAUAGUUUAUGUCAUUUCAAAAUUCACAUGUUCAGUACAUGCAUAUAUGUGUACCUCAGUGAAUUGUUGAGAAUUGGGUAUGUUUGUAGAAUGAAUUAAAAGUAUAUGAUUUUCUGAAGUUUCAUUGAGUCAUAAUGACGUACAAUAUUGUCUAAGUUUCAACAAUGAUGGCAAAACACAUUUUACAUCCCAGAUACUGGAUGAUAAUAAAUAACCUUGUAAUCAACUACAUUUAUGAAUAAAAUUUAAUGCAUACACUCAUAUACUACUACAGUAAUGAAAUUAGUGCAGACAAAAAUUGAGCCGUGCCAUGAGAAAACCAACAUAGUGGGUGUGCGACCAGCAUGGAUCCAGACCAGCCUGAGCAUCCGCGCAGUCUGGUCAGGAUCCAUGCUGUUCGCUUUUAAAGCCUACUGCAAUUAGAGAAACCAUUAGCGAACAGCAUGGAUCCUGACCAGACUGCGUGGAUGCCCAGGCUGGUCUGGAUCCAUGCUGGUCGCAAACCCACUAUGUUGAUUUUCUCAUGGCGCGGCUCAAUUGUUUAAUUAAUUCUCUGUCAUUAGUAGUACAAGUGUAAUACAUUAUGCAAGGAAGAGAAUGUGUCUGGUUGCCGGCACCCGAGUAGGAAUAUCGGACUCUCAGAUUGUUGAUUUGAUGGCAGCUUGGCAGAGCCUUUUUGUUACCGUACUACAGCUAUGAGCAUAACAUUCCAUCCACACUCAUAACCAGUUACAGAUUCUUAUUAAUGUUACCAAGCCUGCCAGUUACCAAGAUUUUCUACACACGUUUUAAAUUUUUUGGUUCAGCAUUAAAUUAAAGAAGAAUUAUCAAUAAUAAAAAACGUUAUCAGUUAGAGAUUUCUGUAUUCUAAACCAAAGUGAAAACUUACAAAAAUCAACGAAUAAUGUGAUGAAACACAGUUAUUUUUAAAUUUUAUUUUGAAAUCGAUUUAAGCUAUUUGACAUCAUUGUUUGGUUAUAUUGACACUACCAUAUUUGGUAUUUAUAAGUUAAAAUAAGAAAGUAUUAUUUUGUUAGUCAAAAUGAAAUUUUCAGUGUUACUGGGGUACCUCAACUGUAAAUUGUAUCUUGAACUAAAAUCCUUUUAUUCUAUUUAAUAAGAUGGCUAUAUCUUUUUGUUUGAUUUUUGUAACAGUUUUUUCCCACUUGUUUUCAAUGUAAUGUUUUGAAAUAUUGCUUUUUGAAAUAGUAAGUUUUUGACAUUUUCACCUUUUAGCAAGGUCAGUAGAAGUUAGGUUGAUUUAAAUACAAUUUGAAUGCACUGCAAUAUAUUUCAGACCUCAAGAUUGUAAAUAAAAUCUUGCUUUAUACAUAAUAUGUAUGAAUGUUUUUCUGUUUCAUGUUUGCAACUGAAAAUGCAAUAGGACUUUUUUGGUGCAAAAUGUAAAUUUCAGUACACAAUAUUUUAUGAAUAUUUAUAUAUUGAUAAUUAAAUGUAUGUAUGUUUAGUAACAGGAUUGCUAUUUAUGCAGAUUUUAAGUGACAUGCCCCUAGAUUUGUGCAAUUUUUCAAAAAAUUUCUUUAGUGGUUUCAUGUUAAUAAAGAAUUUAAUGAUAAUGAUUCAGUGAGUUCUAGGGGAUACUGGUUUCCCAGUAGUUUCCGGACCCAAGUAGUUUUCCGGACCUUUCACAUUUCGUACUGUAUAGACUUUAUGCCAUAGUAAAACAUCUGGGUAACAAUAUCAUAUUAUCUAGACAUUUGUUGCCUUUACCUAGCAGCGAAAACCUAGCAUUACCAAACUUAUUUAUUAUUUGAAAAUCCUGGUUGUUUUAACUUACUUUGAUGUAAUGUUUACAAAAGUGAUUGUCAUCCGCAGGGGAAUUCCAGUUACAGUGCGCAUGCGCAGAAAUUGAGGUCCCUUGAAGGUAAACAUCAGUCAAUUGAUGCUCCCGUUUAAAGACUACAGCAAAAACAUACUGAUAGUAAUAAAAUAAAACAACGAAAGUCAGAAAAAUUCGACCUUUUCUUUUAACUACGGCAUUCAAUCAUCGAUUAAAAAUAGGAACCAAAAUAGACAGGGAUUUACCUAUUAUACCGUCUAUCAAUCAAAUUUUUAGCAUCAGUGUCCAUGCCCGAGUGGUCAGGGCGUUAGACUACCAAUUCUGAGACCGGACUUGUUGUUUUUUAGAAAAUAGUUGUUAAUUGUAUUAAAAGUUCUUAAUUUCUUUUUUGUAAUAUUGCCAGUUUGCUCAAUACAUCCCGUCAUUUUAGCGUGAUGUUAAUAUUAAUGGAAUUAAUUGCCCUCUUUGAGGCCUCAUCUACAUUUGUGUUAUGAACGCAAGUGUAAUAAGAAUUCUACAUGGUGUUAAUGAAGAACCUAGGUUUUUUCUGUGAAAAUUUUAUGUGUCUACUAUGUUUUGUUUGAAAGUUACAGGCAAAAAAUAGCGAUUUCGGUCUGGAAACUACUGGGAAAUCAGUAUGUAUAUGAAAUAUGCAAAGUAAUGUUGAAUACAUAGAGAAACUGUCAAAAGUGUGUGCCACACACACAAGAAUAGAAGAAAUCUAAGUGAACUUGUGUAACAUAAGCUUGUGAAUAGUUUGUUUGUGGGGCUACAGGUCACACCAACACAAAUUAGUCAGCAGAUAUAACAUUGAUUUAUCAUUUCAGUAUUUUGUAAUAUUUGUAAUAUAUUUUUAUCCUAUUUUGAAUGAUACUAGAUUUUUAUGUUUAUCUUCAAGCAUGUCCCUUUAAUUCUAAUCUGUAUGCUAUUAGGUAGUAUUUUUUGGUAGACCAUUGCAAACAGCAAUUGACUGAUUAAAUAUGUGGGAAGUUGUUUUUUUGGAUUGGCUGACAACAAAUGAGGCCCAGAAUAUUUUAUUAUUUCACUUAUUAAAUUUUUUAUGCAUACAGUUUCUCUGACUUACUGUUUUGUAGGUUCUUUUUCUACAAAGUAUAUUUUACUUACAUGUUGUCUGUAAUAUGUUUUUUUAGCUCACCUGUCACAAAGUGACAAGGUGAGCUUUUGUGAUCACGCGGUGGCCGUCGUCCGUCCGUGCGUCCGUAAACUUUUACUUGUGACCACUCUAGAGGUCACAUUUUUCAUGGGAUCUUUAUGAAAGUUGGUCAGAAUGUUCAUCUUGAUGAUAUCUAGGUCAAGUUCGAAACUGGGUCAUGUGCCAUCAAAAACUAGGUCAGUAGGUCUAAAAAUAGAAAAACCUUGUGACCUCUCUAGAGGCCAUAUAUUUCAUAACAUCUUCAUGAAAAUUGGUCAGAAUGUUCACCUUGAUGAUAUCUAGGUCAAGUUCGAAACUGGGUCACGUGCCAUCAAAAACUAGGUCAGUAGGUCUAAAAAUAGAAAAACCUUGUGACCUCUCUAGAGGCCAUAUUUUUCAUGAGAUCUUCAUGAAUAUUGGUCAGAAUGUUUACCUUGAUGAUAUCUAGGUCAAGUUCGAAACUGGGUCACAUAGGGUCAAAAACUAGGUCAUUAGGUCUAAAAAUAGAAAAACCUUGUGACCUCUCUAGAGGCCAUAUUUCUCAAUGGAUCUUCAUGAAAAUUGGUCAGAAUGUUCACCUUGAUGAUAUCUAGGUCAAGUUCGAAACUGGGUCACGUGGGGUUAAAAACUAGGUCAGUAGAUCUAAAAAUAGAAAAACCUUGUGACCUCUCUAGAGGCCAUAUUUUUCAUGAGAUCUUCAUGAAUAUUGGUCAGAAUGUUCAUCUUGAUGAUAUCUAGGUCAAGUACGAAACUGGGUCGUGUGGGGUCAAAAACUAGGUCAGUAGAUCUAAAAAUAGAAAAACCUUGUGACCUCUCUAGAGGCCAUAUUUCUCAAUGGAUCUUCAUGAAAAUUGGUCAGAAUGUUCACCUUGAUGAUAUCUAGGUCAAGUUCGAAACUGGGUCACGUGCGGUCAAAAACUAGGUCAGUAGGUCUAAAAAUAGGAAAACCUUGUGACCUCUCUAGAGGCGAUAUUUUUCACUGGAUCUUCAUGAAAAUUGGUCAGAGUGUUUACCUUGAAGAUAUCUAGGUCAAGUUCGAAACUGGGUCACGUGGGGUUAAAAACUAGGUCAGUAGAUCUAAAAAUAGAAAAACCUUGUGACCUCUCUAGAGGCCAUAUUUUUCAUGAGAUCUUCAUGAUUAUUGGUCAGAAUGUUCACCUUGAUGAUAUCUAAGUCAAGUUCGAAACUGGGUCACGUGGGGUUAAAAACUAGGUCAGUAGGUCUAAAAAUAGAAAAAACCUUGUGACCUCUCUAGAGGCCAUAUUUCUCAACGGAUCUUCAUGAAAAUUGGUGAGAAUGUUCAGCUUGAUGAUAUCUAGGUCAGGUUUGUAACUGGGUCAUGUGCGGUCAAAAACUAGGUCAGUAGGUCGAAAAAUAGAAAAACCUUGUGACCUCUCUAGAGGCCAUAUUUUUCACGAGAUCUUCAUGAAAAUUGGUGAGAAUGUUCACCUUGGUGAUAUCUAGGUCAAAUUUAAAAGUGGGUCACGUGCCUUCAAAAACUAGGCCAUUAGGUCAAAUAAUAGAAAAACCUUGUGACCUCUCUAGAGGCCAUAUUUUUCAAUGGAUCUUCAUGAAAAUUGGUCAGAAUUUUUUAUCUUGAUGAUAUCUAGGUCACAUGUGCUCAAAAACUAGGUCACUAUGUCAAAUAAUAGAAAUAAUGACGUCAUACUCAGUUCAACACUGGGUCAUGUGGGGAUAGGUGAGCAAUUCAGGACCAUCAUGGUCCUCUUGUUUUAAUUCUGAAUGUGUUGACAUUGUCCUUAAAGAAUCAUGGUUCAGAUUGUAGUGAUACAUCUUUACCUUUAAUUUAAUAAAGGUCGUCAUAUAUUGUGACAACUGUUGGUCACAUAAUCAACUUUUGUACUGGAGAUUUUAACUGACUUAUCUAAUUUGUAAAAAAUAAAGUGUUGCUAUUUUUGGAAGAUAUAUUGUACGUUUUCUCACUUUAGAAAGAAAUUCUCACCAUUAUGCUAUAUUUCUGUAUAUAUUUAUUUCAAUGUCUGGGACAAAAACCACUGUUUUAUAGAAACGUGUUUGAAAUUAUGCAAUUGACGGAAAUGUGUCCCCAUAAAACAAAUUUGUGUGCAUGCCGGAGAGACGUUUAUGUUUCUACAAAACAUUUUUUAAUCAUAGAAUAUUAUGUAUUUAUUGAAAAUGAAAUAUUAAAAAUUGUUGAAAAUUU
Molecule: messenger RNA, 9164 nt
Organism: Mercenaria mercenaria
Lineage: Eukaryota; Metazoa; Mollusca; Bivalvia; Venerida; Veneridae
Product: steroidogenic acute regulatory protein-like
Exons: 14
Coding region: 635-2194 (519 amino acids)
Molecular function (GO): lipid binding
Source: RefSeq, a predicted model, not a curated record